AGCGUGUCGUCUUCAUCAUUUCCUACCACUUACCAUAUGGAAUAAUAUCGCUUGUUGCAAUGAAUGAAAUGCGGGAUAACUUCUCUGACUGUCAAUGAAUACGCGAGUUUCAAGGCGUGGCCAAAGUCAAGUUGAAUCCAACUUCCAACCCAUGCAUACAAGUGUCCAAGGCUGACAUUGUUCUGACCGUGAUAAAAGUUCCUCGUUUGUGGUUAGUUGCCAGAGUAGGAGUGUGCUUUAUUUUUCUAUUCCUGGUCUUGAUUGCCAGAAUUAAUCUCGUUCCAUCCCAAGCCGACAUCUAUUUCUGUGAGGUCCAUUGAGAAAGGCAACGGGAAACCGAGCGGCGAAACCCCGAUGAUUCCUGGAGGGCAAGCUCUCUGGGUGUUCCACUUCGAGUCCCGCUUCGAGCUUCCUCCUUCUGCUCCCGUUUCAGCUGCUGCCGCGAUCCAUCCAGAGUAGUAUUUGUUCCCUGUCCUGGAAUUGGGAAGCAACCUCAGUUCGGAGUGAAUAUCAGGCAUUUUCACAACUCUCCCUGGUUCUCCCUCCUGCGUGAGUGUACUUGUGGUGCGACUUGAGUCAAUAGAAUAAACCAUUGCCGGGUUAAUGUACAAAGUGCUGCUUCUGUUUCUUCAUCAUUUCUCGCUGUUGUCUGAUGCUUCAGUGGUCAGUUGUCGAUGCUAAGCAGAGCUAUGCCAGAAUAAAUAGCAAAUGUGUGGGGGGAACGGGGUCGCUUCCGUUAGACAUUUAAAGGUCAUCAUUUACUCAGCCUAAAGAAAGAAGUGAUCUCGUUGCUUCACGAUCACCCACCCAGCCGUUUGACGGUUCGACCGUUCUUUAUACUGAAUUAUUCAAAAUUUCGCAGAUGAGACGAGGCACGAGGCCCUAAUUGACGUGCUGAAACCAUCAAGACAAUGAGGGUUCUGUUCCUGGUGACGUUAUUGGCUCAUUUGGGCUGUGGACGACAUUUUCGUCAUGGUGCCCAUGGGACUCCGAAAUUCUCCGCCUUCAAGCAACAGUUGAAAAGAGAUGUGUUCCAAAGUGACUCGCUUCAAUCUCCAGAGGACGAAUUGCUACCCGAGCCAUUUUUUGAUGAGAAGGGGACCAGCCUAAACGUGACCGUAUUAGCUGGACAAACGGCUUUGCUCCAUUGCACUGUCCGAAAUGUGGGCAACAAAUCCGUCACCUGGUUGCGCCAUUUUAAUCCAAUCCCUCAACUUCUGGCUUUAAAUAACUUGACCAAUAUUAAGGAUCAAAGGAUCAAGGCUUUCCACACACCUGGAACAGAGGAAUUCGUUCUACGAAUUAGGCACACAGAAAUCAAUGACACCGGUCGCUACGAAUGUCAAGUGGCUGGCAAAGUCACCGUGUCUUUGUUCCGAAUGAUCAACCUAGACGUAGUUGAACCUCGCACAGAAAUCAUAGGCGGUCCUGACAUCUACGUGGAUCGAGGCUCCACGCUGAACGUCACAUGCGCUGUUUCAGCCGGGGCCCAAGAGCCAGGCUUCAUAUUUUGGAGCAAACAGGACAAGAUUGUCCAGUUUGACGGGGGAGAGACGUCUAAAAGGCAACAUUUGCUGAAGGACUCUCGAGGACGUUCGUUCUCCCGUCUGAUCAUUCGCAAAAUUGACCUGGACCACGCAGGCCGUUACACCUGUCAACCCGAAUCCUCUCCAAGUCAGAGUGUCUACGUUCACGUCCUCAAUGGGACAGUCCUGGCCGUGGCAGCUGAUGAGGGAGAUGACCAACAACAACAUCAACAACAACACCAGCAGCAGCAGCUUCCUGCCUCUUCCUUGGGGCAGAAACCGUCUUCUCCAACCUCGAAGGUCUCCCCAUCACAAGAGAAACUUCCAAGCAACUCUGAGGUCUCCUUAGCAUCUUCCAGCUCCAAAGCUCAGCGUCUCAUGGCGACUACCACUACUAUCACUUCUUGGUUUGGGGCUCCUUAUUCACCUUGGUUUUCACUCGGGAUCCAAGUCAGCUCAUCUUUGAUGUCCGCCCACCUGUCUGGUCUCAUAAGAACGAACAUCGGAAACUGAUAUCCUCGAACUUUGAGAACGCUAGCUGGCUCGACAAAUUCAAUCAGUAGGGGACGCAAAUGUCGUCCAGUAAGAAUGGUUCUGUGAACCUUCAAUCUCCGGUCGGGGUCAUGUCCGUUAGAUGAGAAGGAUCAGCACCUUAGGGCGAGGUUUGCCAAUUCAAACUGGCUUUCACAAGUCACAUUGGGCU
Messenger RNA from Tigriopus californicus, 2229 nucleotides. RefSeq names its product hemicentin-2-like. Gene Ontology annotation, cellular component: neuron projection membrane. The transcript has 7 exons. Bases 912 to 2039 code for a protein of 375 amino acids. NCBI's taxonomy places the organism in Eukaryota, Metazoa, Arthropoda, Copepoda, Harpacticoida, Harpacticidae. The record is from RefSeq and is a predicted model, not a curated record. Gene Ontology annotation, biological process: synapse organization.